This is a messenger RNA of Nerophis lumbriciformis (worm pipefish), 6338 nucleotides long. Its product is annotated as neural cell adhesion molecule L1-like protein. Gene Ontology annotation, cellular component: plasma membrane; axon. Gene Ontology annotation, biological process: brain development; cell-cell adhesion; axon guidance. The record is from RefSeq and is a predicted model, not a curated record. Gene Ontology annotation, molecular function: cell-cell adhesion mediator activity. NCBI's taxonomy places the organism in Eukaryota, Metazoa, Chordata, Actinopteri, Syngnathiformes, Syngnathidae.
GUUCAGAGAGAGAAGUUGGAAUACUCCUCUUGAUUGUCCCGUCCCAAGAUUUGUCUAUGGAAUUUUAGCUGUCCCCCCAUACACUGGAUGAUGUAGAAUGACUCGAGACUUAGUACAGUGUGCCUUAUAAAGUCCAAGGAUUGCAUGUUGGUCUUCUUCAACACAUUCCUGUACAACUCUGUCUCCAUUGACCAGUGGAGGGUGAUGAGGCUGGCAGGGAGCUUCCAGCUUGUCCUUCUGCUGGUCCUCAGCUCCAAGGCCACAGGCCUCAAUAUCCCCAUUGAAGUGGAGCAACUUCCUACUAUAAUAUCUCACACAUCUGGGCCUGUUAUUGCACUUCCUUACGACAACGACAACAUCACCAUCCGAUGUGAAGCAAGAGGCAACCCUCCUCCAGAAUACAGAUGGACAAAAGAUGACCUUGGUUUUAUUCCCCCAAAACCUACGACAAUCAAAAGUGAACAACUUGACACAGAUGGUACUUUUGUACUACAAAACAAAAGCCUUGGUCGGUUUCAGGGUAAAUAUCGAUGCUAUGCUUCCAAUAAGCUGGGGACCGCCAUGACAGAGGCCAUUGAACUGAUAGUACCUAUUAUGCCAAAAUUCCCAAAAGAGAAGAUUGAACCUAUCAUUGUCCAGGAGGGGGAACCCUUUGUCCUCAAGUGUAACCCUCCAGAGGGAUUUUCUCCAAGAAAGAUCCACUGGAUGUCCAUCGGUCUACAACACAUUGAGCAAGAUGAGAGGGUUUCCACGGGCACUGAUGGCAGCCUGUACUUCUCUCAUGCCUUACAGAAAGACAGCCGUCAGGACUACUGCUGCUUUGCCGACUUUCGACGAAUAAUUGUCCAGAAGACCGCUAUGGCAGUUGAGGUCAUUCCAAGGACGCCAGAGUAUGAAUCUGCUGCCGACCGCGUUGCCACCCUUCCAGUGAGAACCCCCAGCCUACUGCUGCCCUCUGGUGUUCAGACAGAGAGGGUGCUCGUGAAGGGAGCACAGCUUCAGCUUGAGUGUAUACCAGGAGGAUUCCCCACCCCAACAAUAGAAUGGAUGAAAAUGGGAGAAGACCUGCCCACUCAAGCAAAUUUGGACAACUUUGGAAAGCUGUUGACCAUAGCUGCGAUAGAGGAGAGUGAUGGCGGCACAUAUAGUUGUUUAGCAAAGAACCCGGCUGGACAGGCGAUCCACUACUUUGAUGUAAUAGUGGAAGAGCCCCCACAGUGGCUGAAAGAGCCACCUGAAAGCCAGCUGAAUGUGAUUGGCUCGGAUGUGCACGUCAAGUGCUCGGUCAGCGGAAGUCCACAACCGGACAUAGUGUGGAGGAAAAAUGGACACAUUUUUGAAGAUGACCCACUAAACAACAAGCGGGUGCUUGACGACACACUGAUUCUUCACAACGCCUUGCCAGAAGACAGUGGCGUCUACCAGUGUGAAGCUUCCAACAGACAUGGUGGUGUUCUUGCCAACAUUAACAUCAUGGUUAUGAAUUUGGCUCCUCUAAUCCUGACCAAGGACUACCAGGAGUACGCGGUGAUACGCAGCCAGAAUAUAUCCAUGAACUGCAGAGUUUUCGGCUCGCCUCUUCCUACCAUCUCUUGGGCCAAAGACGAGACUCCAGAAGCCAUCGAGGGAGAACGAUUUAUUACGCUCCACGACGGCUCAUUACAAAUAUCCAGCACGGAAAAGGAAGACAGCGCCGAAUACGUCUGUGUUGCCGAUAACAGCGAGGGCAAGUCGUCUAUCACCGCUGUGCUGGCUGUGAAAGAACCUACACAAAUUGUAAAUGGGCCUCAGGACAUGCAGGUCAUCAGCGGGACCACGGCUCACCUGACGUGCCAGGCACAGUACGAUGAAAGUCUGAAGGACUCCUUUCAGACGGUUUGGAUCAAGGAUGGGGAGAAAAUUCAAUUUUCCUUAGAGGAACCUUCUAGGUACUUUUUGAGUGAUGGCAUGCUGCAGAUUAUGAACGUGAAACUGAGCGAUGAAGGAAUAUACACGUGCAUGGCCAUGACUCGUCUGGACGUGGACAACGUCAAUGCACUCCUCACAGUGCUUGAUGUCCCUGAUGCUCCUCAAAAUGUACUUAUAACUAAACUUAAUAAUCCCAGAAAUAUUAGUCUAUCUUGGAUACCUGGCAGUGAUCACAACAGCUCUGUAAUAGAAUUCAUUGUGGAGUAUGAGGAGAGUCAGUGGGAGCCGGGGAAGUGGAAGGAGCUACACAAAGUCCCCGGUAACCAGGCAACAGUCGAGCUGGCGCUACACGGACAUCUUAACUACCAGUUCAGAGUGUACGCCGUCAACGCUGUUGGACCUGGGCCCCCCAGUGAGCCCACUGAGCGCUACAAAACCCCUCCAGCUGCACCCGAUAGGAACCCAGAAAACAUCAAAAUCCACGGCCAUGUUCCUCACCAAAUGGAUAUUGGCUGGGAGCCACUGUUACCCGUGGAACAAAAUGGCCCCGGCCUGGAGUACAAGGUGAGCUACAGGAAACUCGAUGUGGAUGACACCUGGUCGGAAAACCUGGUCAAAAGGCACUCCUUCGUUGUGAGCAACACGUCCACGUACAUUCCGUAUGAGAUCAAAAUUCGGAGCAGGAACAGCCAUGGCUGGGGACCGGAGCCAAAAAUUGUGACAGGUUACUCUGGAGAAGAUGUUCCCACCGCAGCUCCACGGGAUAUUGCAGUGGAGGUGAUGAACACGACUGUUCUGAGAGUAAGCUGGAACCCCGUUCCGCCCGCCACUGUGAGAGGUCACCUCAGGGGGUACCAUGUUCACUGGCUGAGGAAGCGAAAUUUUCUGAAUCCCGACAAAAUCUUGGAUGAACAUCAAUCGCUGUCCUUCCCUGGGAAGAGAACUCACGCCAUUGUGCCCGGCCUUGAACCUUUCUCCGAGUAUACGCUCACUGUCAACGUCUUCAACAAGAAGGGAAAUGGGCCUAGCAGUGACCCGGUCACCUUCAACACUCCCGAAGGAGUUCCUGAGCAGGUGCCCAUUCUGACCACCUCUAAUGCCCGGAAAGACUCUGUCCUCUUGGUAUGGGGGCCACCACUUGUGGCAAAUGGCGUCCUCACUGGCUACCACCUGCAGUACCACCUAAUUAACGAAACCACGAUGGAGGUGCUCGCUACCCGGGAGUUGAACAUCAGCGGGGCCGACACCACCCACUGGCAGCUGAAGGGCCUAGAAGAGGGCAGCCUCUACCUCUUCCACCUCAGUGCCUGCACUCGAGUCGGGUGUGGACCUCCACUGGCGCAAGAGAGCAGCACUGUCACUCCAGCACGUGUGGCAGGUAACCAGAGAAGCAGCUCUACCAGGGGCUGGUUCAUCGGGACCAUGUGUGCGGUGGCGCUCCUCACGCUCGUCGUCCUCACCGUCUGCUUUAUGCGGAGAAACAAAGGUGGCAAAUAUGCAGGUACGCCACCGCCCGGGCAACAAGAAAUGCUCGCCAUGGACAAAGUAAAAGAGAAGGAAGACCGCCACCCUGACGAGGAGUCCCAAGCAAUGAAUGAUGACGCCUUCUGUGAAUACAGUGACAGUGAUGAAAAGCCACUGAGGGGCGGCUCGUGUUCCCUGAAUGGCGAUGAUGCGGUCAGCAGAGACAGCCUGGUCGACUACGCCGACGGCGGGGGAGAGUUCAGCGAGGACGGCUCCUUUAUCGGAGAAUAUUCAGGGCACAAAGGCGAAGGAUCUGUUGGCGAGCCCAAUGGAUUCGGUCCUGUCACUGCAUAAUGCCAAGCUUCACUUUGAAUGCCAACAUGGAACUUUUCUAUAUGAAGCUUGCAAUACAUUUUGUAUAAAUAUAUAAAAUAUACCUAUACGUGGCUCACACGGCCAAAUGAAAGGCAAGAGACGUUUUAUGAUAUUUGGCGCACUGGACUGUAGAAGAACAAUAAUAAGGUAACACUUUAGUAUGGGGAACAUAUUCAUCAUUAAUUAGUUGCUUAUUAACAUGCACCCUAGUAACAUAUUGGCUCUUACUUACUCAUUAUUAAGUACUUAUUAAUGCCUUAUUCUGCAUGGCCUUAUUAUACAACCAGUAUAACCCUAACCUCACCCUAACCCUAACCCUCUAACACUAACCCUUAUUAUACAACCAGUAUAACCCUAACCUCACUCUAACCCUAACCCUCUAACACUAACGCUUAUUAUACAACCAGUACAACCCUAACCCUAACCCUUAUUAUACAACCAGUAUAACCCUAACCUCACCCUAACCCUAACCCUCUAACCCUAACCCUUAUUAUACAACCAGUAUAACCCUAACCUCACCCUAACCCUCUAACCCUAACCCUUAUCAUACAACCAGUAUAACCCUAACCCUAACCCUCUAACCCUAACCCUUAUUAUACAACCAGUAUAACCCUAACCCUAACCCUCUAACCCUAACCCUUAUUAUACAACCAGUAUAACCCUAACCUAACCCUAACCCUCUAACCCUCUAACCCUAACCCUAACCCUAACCCUCUAACCCUAACCCUAACCAAAUAACUCUAAAUUAAGUCUUUGUUACUUAGAAUAUGUUCCCCAUCUUAAAGUGUUACCAAUAAUAAUAAUACAUUUACGUGUAAAUACUGUAACACAAUGAAUUGAACUUUUAAUUGUUUGAGGAUUUUUUUAAUAUAAUAAAUGCUUUUUUUUUUACCUGUUUAUGCAAACACAUUUUUUACAAUGAUCCGAACCAACACAUUUAAUCCAUAGCAGGAUGUCAAUUGUAUUUAUUAAUGAUCUCAUUUGUUUUACAUGCAACUUUUUUAUUUCUAGUGUUUGUACUGUAUUUUUUUGCUUGCAAUCAAUAUUCUCAUUAUUGUUGUCAUUUUGUUUAAAACUUUCUUUUUUUUUCAAUAUCAGCAGAAUUGUUAUGUAACACAAUGUUUAGUUUACCCCUCAGGCAGCCCUUUCAUUAACAAAACAUGUUUUUGCAGGCUCUGUGACUUUUUACAUUAUUACUACAUUUGUUUUCCAUUUGUUAUUAAAUGAUCACUUUCAACUUUUUAAAGUGGUCUUUUUAUGGCUGAGUUUUUGUCAGCUUUGUUGGAAUAGUGAAACUGCAAUGUGCAUUGUCCCAUCUCAGGCAACUUUGUUUCAAUUAGAUGAAGGUUCCUACACCAAAAAAAAAUUGUCAUUUGAGUAACAGGACUGAAAGUUACAAGAUUUUAUUUUUGUUUUGAAUUAGUAAAUAAAUACACAUAUUUUUGUGCUGGUAACAUGUUGACAUGACAAAAAUAAAUAAGAAAAUAAUUUAGCUAUUUUAAGAGGACUGUGCUGAGAUUUCAACCCCCUCCCGUCAUACAGUAGGGAAGAGAUUAUUAUUAUGGCCUCAGUCUUGGGCGGAUCUCGCAUGAGGGGAGGAGGAGGGGUUAAUCAUGUCGCAAUGCAGUCUGCUGAAAAUGAUGGAAAGCGCCACUCUACAUAGCAACUGAUGCUGUUUUCAAAGUAGGAAUUGCCACACAGCACAUUUUUUAUAAUAUUCAACACUAAUGUCAUCUGGCUGCUAAGGUGGAUAAUGCACCCCCCCAACCCCCCAUGUGUCAGGCAAACUGUGAAGAAUGGGGCCAUAUUAAUUCCCCUCCUGCUGUAGUAGAAGCAUCAAACACAGUUUACAAAAAUAAAAUGUAUACUUUUGGUCUUCCCAUGACCUGCAGAUGAUCCGAGUGAAAAUAUGAUUAGUGGAAUAUUCCAAAUUUUUUCAGAGGGGGUCAUGUGUUUAUGGUAACAGGACUGAAGGACCCCACAAAAGUGUGCAUUUUACCCCUUUUUUUGGUAAGAAAAUAUGACUAAGAAUAUAAUGUCAAAUAUAGCCCAUGUUAAAUAUAUAACAUUAUGUCAUGUCUGUGUGAUCAUGUUUUGUUUUAGUCAUGUUCGGUUUGGUUUUUGGACUUUUUGUGCACUUUUGCUUGUUUUGUCACCAUAGCAACCAUUCGUUUUCACCUGUCACGUCACGCACCUGUUUCACGUUUUGAGUCACGCACCUGUUUUCACUAAUCAUGUCUGUAGUAUUUAAGUUCAUUGUUUUCAGUUUGUCUUUCUGGCGACACCCGGAUUCAUACCCCUGUCACACUCUGUUUACCUCUGCGCACUUCAUAGUCCAUGCCAAGUAAGUUUUUGUUUAUUAAUGCCACAGUUAUUGUUUUUGUUUCAUUGUUCACAGUUUCUGCCUAUGUGCAAGUUUUGUUUUCAAUAGCCUAGUUUUGUACCUCCGCCAAUGUGCGCCCUUUCUGUUAGUUCUUUUUUUAUAUAUUAAAUAAAACAUGUACUUACAUUCCCGUCUCGCCCGAACCAACUUUCCGUUGCCUUCUGGAAAAACAAAAUCCAAGGACCAAGUUGUGACACAUUCUGAAGGA